AACGGGAGUUUUGAAAAUUUGAAUUCGAGUGAGGUUAUGUUGUUAUGUCUCUCUAAACAAUUUUUUCAAAGUUUUAUACUUUUUCAUUAAAUUAUAAAUAAAAAUGUAUGUCAAUUUGUUUUUUGUAUUACAAGCAGAGAGUAUAGAAUGUAACAAAUUUUCAUUCUAUCCUCACUGAUUACAAAAGAAUCAGCAGGACUUUAGCAGAAACUAGACAGAAUGCAGAAGCCAAUGUCGAACGUGCAACGCCUUCGCCAAGCAUGUGGGGGCCAAGACAAAGAUGGAGCCAUCUAUGGCAAACUUUUCUCCCCAAUCAAAAGUUGUGAACUACUCAUCAGUGUCGAUGGAUUUGACAAGUCUCUGCAGAAAUCUGAAACAUCGUGGAUAAGAUUGGCUAUAACCCUGUUACCCAUAAUUGAAAAAAGUGAUAAAUGCAAAAGGGUUUUCAUGAAUCUUCUAAGACUGAUACUAACAAAUAGACACUUGGAUGGACGAGAAAAAUUUUUGAAUUUUGUGUGGAAAUAUUUAGAAAGAAACAUGACGUCCAACAAUUUGGAACUGAUGGAAGUAGUUCUGUCGAAGGACCCCGAAUGUUUAGAAAUUGGAAUUAUCAGUUUGCUUAUGAAAAGUAUCAACGAAAGAGACUCGAAAAACAGUAUAAGGGAACAUCCAACUACACAAUGGUGUUCAAGGUCUAGAAUUGUAUUUUCAACGGCAACAAGUAUAAUGAAUGAAAUAUUGCUUCGAUCAAUUGAGAAUCCUAGUUUAAGUGAGAAAAUUUCAAAUGUAAUUUAUUCAUUCAAGUGCUGUGUGGCUGAGACGUGUGAUGAUACAACCAGCUUGUACCCUCUCAAGUACCAAGGCUUGGUUAGUAUGCUGCAAUGUAUGGAAGGUGCAGAUGGAGAAGAAUCGGUGGAAAACGAAACGGCAACUGACAAAAUGCAUGAGAAAGAAAUAAAGAAGAGAGUUGCGGCAUUAGUUGACAGCAAGCUGAAGAAUGAUACACUGGCAGCCUUGGCAAUCCUAUCUCAUCACCCACCUUUCAUAUCAUUCCUACAUUGUGAUUACAAUCCCUAACGCACGCAAUGCUUUACUUUCCUAUUUAAACCAUUUCUGCAUCCCGUUACAUUAUCAUAUUGUAUCAUGUCAUUUGUAUAGUUUCAUAUCCAUACAAUCAUAUUCUUCACAUGACAUUGAAACGGAGUGCACAAAUUACUGAUAUUUAAAAAUUCAUCUCCUAGCUUUUUAAUCAUUGUAUUCUUAGAUUCAAGUUUAUUUUAAAUUAUUUUCCUAUUUACAAUGCAUGAAAUGUUUAACCUUAAUCAGAAAAUAAUGAAUUCUAGUGAAUUUCGACAAGGAAAAGUACAAUGUAGGUAUAAGUAUUAUAACACCAUUAAUGCCUAACACACUCUAUCUUGUCAGAAUUAUUAUUUUAAUAAUAAAUCAUAGUAAUAAAACAUAUUAUUUAUAUACUCACCACAUUUUGUUUACGUUUUCAAUCCUCAUCAUUAAAUAUAUUUAAUAUAUAUAACUGUCUUGUAAUUUCUAUAUUAUAUUUAAUAAUAUAUAUUUACUUCUUAAAUUUCAAUGAAAUAUUCUGAUCUCACAAUAUGGAGUGUCGCUUUUCGCAUUUAGGGAAAUGUAAAUGGCAGUGUAAUUGCUAAAAAAUUAACCAAGUAGUUCUUUCAAUUACAAAGAACAAACUUACAAUUCUUCGUUUUUCUAGAUAUAACCCACACCACUAGUUCGAGAUGCUGACACUAGUUGACGUAAUUGCCGAUUGGUUAAUGUAGCCCAGUCUAACGCAUGAGUAGCGCACACUCAACAAUAUUUUAUUCAAGACACUGUUUUAAAACUUUCAAUUAAUUAUUAGUAGCAGAAUCUAACAACAAAACGCUGAGUCAACACUUUAUAGUUGUUGGCACGAAUCACUGCUGUGGUGCUUCACACUAUUUUUUUCAAUCAAAACACAAACAACUUGGUCAAUAAUUCAACUGAUUAUAGAAAUAAUUAUAAUUUUAAACCCUAAAUACCCGGAAAAACCUUCCCCAAUCACUCUCUUCAAUUAUUAUAUCACUGUUGUUAUAUUCUACAUUCGACCAAUCCAAAAACAUCAAAAUAUAAAUUAUUACAAUCGUGUGUAGAAAGCAUCAAUAAAAUUUAUCUGCAAUUAAUACAAUUGAUUAAAAAUAACAAUUCACAUAUAUUUUUCUCAUUUUAUAAUCUGUAAUAAUAUAUAUAAUAAUAUAUCUAACCAUAGAUAAAGAAUUCAACAUACACAUUAUCAUGCAUUCAUCAUCAUGAUGUGGAACAACGUUCAAACUUAAACACUGUUUAUAUAAUACAAAAAUAAAUCUGCUCGUAAUUAUUAAUAACUUUCGUUCAAACAAAUCGAACACUGAUACCUACUUAGACGAUUAUUAUUAUAAACUCUUAAUAAAUAAUAAUAAUUAAUUACUGAGACACUCGUACAAAUAUUCACCCACAACAUACGUCUGGACCAGCCAUUCGUGGUUGGGGUGAAGGGGCCAACCAUUUCUCCGACAAACCGACUCACCGUCAAAACCAGUUACCCGACUCAACAAAUGCCGACAAGCCCGGAUUUUGAUCGGUUAGGAUUGUUGGUAAAACGAUCGGCUUCCUUGCAAUUGUAUCUACUAUAAUUAAUUAUUCAUGGUCGGCACUACUUAGUUGAACAGAAAUUAUACAGAGACAUCACUUGAUACACAAAUUUUGGUAACUAAUUGUAUAUUAUUAUAUUUAUAAUGUAAGAAUAGUCAUCAUUAGUAGUAAAACAAUGUUUGUGAAUUUACCAACUACUAAUAACAAAUAUAUAUUACCUAGGAUUCGUGAGUAAGCGAAUCCGGGAGCAGAGCUGAACUAUUAUGAUUGAUUUAUGGGACUAUUUAUCAUCAUCUGUGCUUGGAAAAGUGACAGGAUGUGUGAGUGAACUUACAAUAUAAUUUUUCAAACACCAACAAAUAAUUACUACAAAAAUUUCAAUUUUAAAAAUCAAAUGCGUUAGGGGGCGUUAAGUAGAGGAGGGGUGGGAGAGGACUAGAAAAGUUAUCUACUCUUGCACAGGUAUUCAUCAAUUUUCUUUUUAAAAUUCAAGAGAAAAGAACAUUUUUCUUUUGAAAUAUCGAUAGAAAUAAAGAAACGCAGAUUAGACGGAAUACGACAGGAGAUUCUCCCUAGGGAAACCUCCCAUCCAAUUAGAUUAUUUUCAAUUCACGCUUACUGUACAAAUUUAUUUAUUAUUUUGCAAAGUUUUUUCACUUUUCUCUCCCCUCUUGCAUUUCGAGUCCAUUCUAUAAAUAUUCAUCUAUAAUAUAUAAUUAUUUAUAUAAUAUAAUCUUUUUUCAAUAAUAUAAUCACUUUCAACACCACCAGCCCGUUGUUUUUAUUGGUUUUUAAAACAUUUUAUAACUCUUCAAACAAAAGCAUAACACUCUUUACACGUUCUUCUUUCUUUUUCUAUAAACCCAACAUAUUAUUACACAACCAACAAAUAAAGCAAUCAAAUAAAGCAUAAUAACAUUUUCUCUUCUCUUAUCUACAAGAAAUCUUGUACAUUUUGACGUACAGACCGCAUUAAUAAACUACUAGCAAAUAAAAUAAAGCCAUAUAUUUCUGCAACAAACAACUUUUACGCCCCGUCAGCAAUUCCUCAAACUUAAGGUUGCCUUGACCUUGAAAUCGAGCCUUAAGACUGACAGGACGUACUGCGCUUGGCGCAUACUCCACUUGAACAAUCCACACAACGAGAAAUACAAACAAUUCCAAGGGCUUUCAGACCAGACAGAUACUGUACUAAUUUCAACUCGUUUGAACAAACUUCAAGUUCAUAGAUCAUAGUGAUCGAAACUUUUUUUUGGUCAAAAACUUGUUUCAAUAUU
Messenger RNA from Nilaparvata lugens (brown planthopper), 3899 nucleotides. RefSeq lists its product as uncharacterized. The record is from RefSeq and is a predicted model, not a curated record. The coding region runs from base 220 to 1077 and encodes 285 amino acids. Lineage: Eukaryota; Metazoa; Arthropoda; Insecta; Hemiptera; Delphacidae. The transcript has 3 exons.